Molecule: messenger RNA, 1053 nt
Organism: Marasmius oreades (fairy-ring Marasmius)
Lineage: Eukaryota; Fungi; Basidiomycota; Agaricomycetes; Agaricales; Marasmiaceae
Exons: 2
Coding region: 1-1053 (350 amino acids)
Biological process (GO): mitochondrial respiratory chain complex III assembly
Cellular component (GO): mitochondrion
Source: RefSeq, a predicted model, not a curated record
AUGCUCAGACGACACGUCUCAAAAGCCUUGGGAUACGAACAUCUCAUACGGGUUCCUAUCAAUGGUCCUCAUCGUCUAAAGUCGACUAGUAGCCGCACGCAAAAGUCGGAAACAAGAACCCAAAAAACGCAAACGAAAACAUCACCCGCCGCGGCCCCCACGACGGAAAGCUGGCUCACACGAAAAAUUGAAACGUCUCCGUCAGCGCGAUUCUGGUUUGAGAGACUGACGACACUGUUGGGGUACAAUUCUCCGAAACAAAUCGCGGGAAGGAGAGCGUUGGUGUUGUAUGACAGUCUUUGUGUGGGUACGGCUGGAGCCAAUCAGGAUUUUUGGAGGCACAAAUGUGAUCUACCUCCAACGUUUCAAUCAUGGUUUACAAUAACGCAUCUGCACGUAUGGAUGCUCACAGUCCGACUUCGCGCGCUUCCACCACCACAUGGGAAAUACUACGUUCAGUUUGUGCUGGAUCAUUUCUUCUUGGAUAUAGAAGACCGGAUACGAGCGAUAUUACAGCCUUCGGUGCCACCGCGGGCGCCAUACACGACACCUAGUACGUUUUAUGUGAAUCCAAAUUUGCCACCUGAAGGGGAGACACUGAAACGAGGGAGUCGGGCGCCUGAGAGGUUGGUGACGAGACAGUUGAAGGUUUUUAGGGAACAGUGGAUGGGGAUGGGGAUGUCGUUCGAUUUGGGACUCGUAAAGAGUGAUGCAGAGUUGGCGGCGGCUGUUUGGAGGAAUUUGUUGGGGGCGAGAGGAGCGAGGGGGAUUGAUUACUCGGUUGGUAGCUUUAGGAGGGCGGUGAAUCUUGUCGGAGGGAAUGUUGAGGAUCCCGAAAAGGUUGAUUUUGAAAAGGAGGAAGUGCGAGAUGAUGGAUCUGGGGUGCAUGACUAUGGACCGGGUGAAGUGGACAAGUAUGUGAUGUAUCCAGAGCUGAUGGAAGAGUUGGUUACAUAUAUCAGGAGAGAACUUGUUAGGUUGGAAGGGAUCAGCGAUUCAGAGAUAAUGGAUGGCUACAUAUCGGCCGUCAUGAAAUUUGGUAGUCUGAGGUAA